Colletotrichum tamarilloi is the source of this 171-nucleotide messenger RNA. RefSeq lists its product as uncharacterized. Bases 1 to 171 code for a protein of 56 amino acids. The transcript has a single exon. The record is from RefSeq and is a predicted model, not a curated record. NCBI's taxonomy places the organism in Eukaryota, Fungi, Ascomycota, Sordariomycetes, Glomerellales, Glomerellaceae.
AUGACGGUUUUUUUAUAUCUACUGGCCCGCAGUCUAGGCAUCCAGGUAGGAAACCCAAGUCCGGUACCUCUUCAAGUCCAAAGCUCUUGGAACCCAAACUCUUCAGGAAGACGUCCCCAUCAGCACCGGAAUUGGGCACCGUCUUCCUCACACCACUACUACGGCAGGUAA